ACGCUGUUGAAAAAUAAAGAAAACGAAUUUCCAAGAUAAAAAAGAAAUAACUGAAAAUGUACAACGGAGUCUGUAAGUUUCAAAUUCUGUGGUUGACGCUCUUGAUCAUGUUCAUGGAAACAGUUCAACCCGCACCAAAAGAUCACACCUUCAGUAAAGAAAAUCAUACCUUCAGUAAAGAGGAUCUCAAGGAAAAAACAUCAUAUUUCAACUCGGAUGAACACGAUUUGAUUGGAAGCAGCGUAACUCUGCCAGAUAUAGCAGGCAACAUCCUGACGCUCCCAAAUGAUGUUAAUGUUCAAUUUAGCAAAAUAGUGGCUUUGGCUGGUGAUUUUUAUGGCGUGCCAAGCGCUCCAAUUAUUGAUCCUAAAGCUGAUGCCAGUAAUCCGGAGGAAAUCCAAGAUCGUCGUGAGCGAUUCAUGGCAGCUUAUGAAACACUUGCAGUUAAAACAGGUAAAGAUGUUGUGGCUGAGGUGAACAAGCUGGUUAAUAUGAUAGAUGAGGAUAAUAAAGCGAGGGAUUCUGGAGGAACACUUCACACUGAUGCCGACUGGGACAGAGCCACUGGUGGAACAUGGGCUGGCGGUUUACCUCUCAGGAUGGGCAGCAUGUUGAGUUUAGCAACGAAGAACUUUGAUCACUUUCAGCCACAGGCGGCUCAGGCUUGGCUCACAGGACACGAGUUGGCGAUAGAGAAAGCACGAGAAGCAGCCAAGGAUACCAACCAACAAACUAGUCUUUUGAAGUUAAUGGAAGCUUACGCUAUGGAUGCCUUUGCAUCUCACUUUCUUACCGACAUUUUCUCAGCUGGUCACCUCAGGACUCCAAGAGUUGCGCUUCACUACCAGGUUACCCCUUCUAAAGUCGGAGAUUAUCUCAGCAAAUUCAUGCACGAUGAAGACUGCAAAUAUGGUUUGCGUGUUACAAAUAAAAGAGGAGAUAAAUGGAUUGCCUAUGGUGACAAAUAUCUUCUGACCGCAGGAAAUAAAAAAAAUCACCAAUUUGUUAACGAGGCAAUCCAGAAAUCUGCUGGACAAGUGUACGACGCUUUCAAAAAUCCAAGUAAAGCGAUAAAUGCAAACGAAGUUAUUAAUAUCAUGCCUUUUGUUGAUGCCAGCGCGGUCAACAACGCUCCACUUUUCCAGAUGAAAGAUGGUCAAUUGCUUCGUCGAUUGGAUGUUGGAAAUCUUGUAGAUCAGAAAACAAAAUCAAAUUGGUGGGGAAUACCAACAGCCACACUUAAUUUGGUUCAAGGAGAGACAAGACAGAAUUCUGCUUUGCCUCCAUCAUCACAAGCGUGAGAACUAUA
Messenger RNA from Dendronephthya gigantea, 1309 nucleotides. RefSeq lists its product as uncharacterized. The transcript has 5 exons. Bases 57 to 1301 code for a protein of 414 amino acids. NCBI's taxonomy places the organism in Eukaryota, Metazoa, Cnidaria, Anthozoa, Malacalcyonacea, Nephtheidae. The record is from RefSeq and is a predicted model, not a curated record.